AUGAUACCCGCACAUAUAAUACCUUGCCAUCCCCCCCCCAAACACGGGCGCAGCAACAAACACCUUACGCACGGUAGGUACGAGCGAGUAACUCUACUCGUACGAGUCGACUUGUACGCGCAAACCACCAAGCGCCGCGCCCAACGCACCAUUGUGGAGCCCUUACCGUGCUGUGGUACAGUGCACCGGCACUGUGCCACAUUCGAGCCCUAAUUCGACACCUGUCCCCAAGAUCCAACGGUUCCCUGGAGCAAAUACGAUAGUCUACCGUGAGAACGUCGGAGUUGCCUCUCCUGGCUAACAUCUUCUCUACUUUUCACUCGUCUCAAACUGGAGAUCUUUUUUUUCUUUUUUCUUCUUCUUCCCCCUUCCUUUAAUUUAAUCCGAAGGCGGAAAAUUCUGAAGAAAGAGUUCCUACAAGUAGCGUGAUUCCCCCUCUCCCCGCAAGGCGCAUACCAUACCCAAAAGUUUAUUUUUAUGCAGAACUUUUUUUCUCUUUCUUUUUCAUUGGUGGUACAGUACUCGUACUGUACACGAGUUUGAGGAUAUGAUAGUCUCGCUAAUUCCCGGGCCGGGAAAAAGUUAACGGGCGCCGGGCACCGAGAAGGAUACCCUACUUGUAAUGCAACGGAGGGGGCGCCGAUUGCGUGGUUGGCAUUCUUUUCUUUUUUUAAUCUCUCGUCAUGAGUAAAUGAUUAAUCCAUCCUUGGAGAAUACAAGUAAGGUAUUAGGGUGUGGUAAAGGAGCUUUGCCCAAGACCGGGUUUGGUCGUGAUACCUGUACUGUACUGUACUCGAGUACGGUACGGUACUAUAUAUCUUUUUAUCAGCCUCAGAGUUCCUUCUUCUCUUACUGCUUACUGGUGAGUUUGGAUCAGGUAGGGUAACACGGCGGGUACUGUACUGUACUCGUACACCUUCCUGAAUCUCUACCCCCAUCAAUUGUGAUGAAUCGACAAAAAAAAGUCCUUCGUUACAGCUACCACUUUAAAUCGUUAUUAAAUAUUAUUUUGCGCAUUUACACUCACAAGAUCCGGUGUGAGUGAGUGAUCUCUAGUGUGUGCUUGUAGAAUGGAACACUUUUUUUGGGGUGGGAUUUGUGAGAUUUUGUGGCAUGGCCAGGUUUUGUGCGCGAAGCACCGCUACAGUAUGUGAGAUUCAACCUCGGGAUAUCGAUAGGUAUAUUCGCCUGCCGUAACUUGAACCUUGUGUGGGAAGAGGAGGAAAUUUUUUUUUUUUUUUUGCACCUGCAAAGGUGCGUAUGAUAUGAAAAAAAGCCAGCAAGCAAGCGAGUUGUACUGUACGGUGCGCCUGGAAGGGA
Molecule: messenger RNA, 1320 nt
Organism: Tuber melanosporum (Perigord truffle)
Lineage: Eukaryota; Fungi; Ascomycota; Pezizomycetes; Pezizales; Tuberaceae
Exons: 1
Coding region: 1-213 (70 amino acids)
Source: RefSeq, a predicted model, not a curated record